Molecule: messenger RNA, 1146 nt
Organism: Mytilus trossulus (common blue mussel)
Lineage: Eukaryota; Metazoa; Mollusca; Bivalvia; Mytilida; Mytilidae
Exons: 7
Coding region: 49-1146 (365 amino acids)
Source: RefSeq, a predicted model, not a curated record
CCAAAUAUAACUUCCUCAAUCAUAUGGUGUAAUAGAAAAAUAAUAACAAUGAAGUGUAAGACAUCGAUGAUGAUUAUGUUACUUGUUAUUCUUAAAGUUAUGCAUGCAGCUGAACAUGAUAAUCCUUGUCCAAGUGACUUAGAACAUAUAGUGGCAAAUAUGUGUACAGACGAUUCUGCAACAGAAAGCAGCAUUGAUGGAUAUAAAGUAGUUGAUAGUGUAGUAUUACGUAUAACGAAACAACAAAACAACUGUAUAUGUCAUGUAAGUCUACAAAAUGAUGCGACUAACUAUACAAUAUAUAUGUCUAAAUACGACGGACUGAGUAAUUCAGCCCCAGCACAAUCAAACUGUGGACUUGCAGUGAAUGUCAAUUAUGUAGAUACAUCGGAUAUGACUAGAUCUCUCCAGUCGAUUGAAUGUACUAGUGGGACAAGUAUGCGGUCGAUCGAUUUGGGUGGGAAUGAGCUGAUAUUAAAAUCAAGGAUAAUAUUGGGUAACUUCACCAGAGGAUACUGUAUGCAAAUAUAUAGGGAUAAAGCAAUACUUUCUUGUAAAAUGGACGAACCUGAACAGAAAACAAUUGGUUCAGAUACAGAUUGGAUUCAAGCUCUUAAUCUACAAUCCUUUGAUGACUGUAAGAGAUACUGCCUGCAAAAUGAAGCGUGUGUUGCUGUUCAUUAUGAGCAUACUUAUUGCUUUAUUUACAACCAGACGACAACUACAAUUGAAAAAGAUAAUGCAGUUUACUCACAGAAGCAUUGUGUUGACACUCAAAAAUUACAAAUAAAGUGUUACAAUCCAGAAUCAACAACUACUACUGGUGACUAUCGUUCAACAACAAUGGAAACAGUGACACCACAAAUCACCGAUUACCGUACAACUGAUCAUUCUUCUAUGAAGAUAGAGAAGAAACUUACAAAAGAUAAUGGAAAUGUCAGUUUACCAGUAAUUAUUGUUGCUGUUGUUGGUUGGUGUUUUACAGCACUAUUUGCCUUAACAACGUUCUAUCUGUAUCGAAGAAGCAGCAGACCACGUCCAACCAUAGGUAGGGAACUAAAUGCCAACAACCAGUAUGAGGAAUUAAGCGCAUCACGACUUUCAUCUAAUUACAAUUCUCUUACUCUAUCAUCUGUUAAAAAUUAA